UGCGCUUGGAGGAUCAUCUGCCCUUCACAUCCCAGCCUUUCCUGGUGGAGGUUGUCUUAUUGACUAUGUACCCCAAGUAUGCCAGCUGCUAACAAACAAGGUACAAUAUGUUAUUCAGGGAUACCAUAAGAGAAGAGAGUAUAUCGCAGCUUUCCUGAGUCACUUUGGAACUGGUGUGGUGGAAUAUGAUGCAGAAGGCUUCACAAAGCUUACUCUGUUGCUGAUGUGGAAAGAUUUUUGCUUCCUUGUUCACAUUGACCUGCCCCUCUACUUUCCUCGAGACCAACCAACCCUAACGUUUCAGUCCGUCUACCACUUCACUAACAGUGGCCAGCUGUACUCCCAGGCCCAGAAGAAUUACCCUUACAGCCCCCGCUGGGAUGGCAAUGAAAUGGCCAAGAGAGCAAAGGCAUAUUUCAAAACAUUUGUUCCUCAGUUCCAGGAGGCAGCGUUUGCUAAUGGGAAGCUUUAGGCAGCCCCGGGCACGGAGAUGAUACUGGACAGAUCCUUCAGUCUGCGUGUGUCAGCCCACAAGAAGAAGGCCUGGAAAUGGGUUGGACUGUCUUGAUAGGUGCUUUGUUGCCUCUGAAAUGGUUUUGGUAGCUUCAGUUUUUGUCAGAUUUCUGAAACAAAGACCUCACUAGCAUGCUUAAAACUGAGUAUUUGGUAUUCAUCCUGUCCCUUUGCCUCUGCCACCACCAUUCCUUUAUAUAUCCACUGGAUUAAAUUUAAAAGAGCGUGUUUUGAUGUGAUAACAUUUUCUUGUGCCAACAAUGUCCUGUAUGUUAUGCCUUGUUUCCUUGUCUUUAGAUGGUGUAAAUUGGAUUUUUUUUUUUUCCCAUGGAAAUACUACGUAAUUUGUAUAUUUAGUUAACAUUUCCAGCUUAUCCUAAGAAAAUAUAAAAUUACCGUAUGUCCGUAUUUACCAUGAAGGCCUAAUGGACUGUACAGUGCCAUAUUCUGCCUUGGAGGCUUGGAUCUCACUGUGGUUGUUAUUCUCACAGGUAUGGAUAUGAGUUGCACAGUUCAAUUCUCAGUGCCUUUCAGGUUGGUCUGAUAUUAAUAUAGCAGGGUGUUGGAGGGUUUUUUUUAAUAUUUCAGUUGAAAACUCAUCUUAUAUAAAUGCUAUUUUAUGCUUUGUUUUUAUU
Messenger RNA from Fulmarus glacialis (Northern fulmar), 1148 nucleotides. RefSeq names its product BRCA1-A complex subunit BRE-like. Gene Ontology annotation, biological process: double-strand break repair. The transcript has 5 exons. Gene Ontology annotation, cellular component: BRCA1-A complex; BRISC complex. Lineage: Eukaryota; Metazoa; Chordata; Aves; Procellariiformes; Procellariidae. The record is from RefSeq and is a predicted model, not a curated record. The annotation marks the transcript as partial.